This is a messenger RNA of Owenia fusiformis, 1035 nucleotides long. The record is from the annotation of a GenBank genome assembly. Lineage: Eukaryota; Metazoa; Annelida; Polychaeta; Sabellida; Oweniidae.
AUGCCCUGUCAGAACAAUGGUAUUUGUACUGACGAAAUAGACGGCUACAAAUGUGAAUGUUGGGAUGGAUAUACCGGAAGUUAUUGUGAAACGGAUAUAGACGAGUGUGCCCAGGAUCCCUGUCACAACAAUGGAACCUGUACUGAUGAAAUCAACAGCUAUACGUGUGAAUGUAGCGCUGGGUAUACUGGGGUCAAUUGUAAAGAUAAAGGCAAGUGUGAUUCGGCUCCCUGUCAGAACGAAGGCACAUGUAUUGACAAAAUAAACAGCUAUAUUUGUAAGUGCAAGACUGGAUAUGCUGGAGUCAAUUGUACAGUCACCGUUGGAAAACUAAAAAAGAAACCAAUAGUUUCAAAGAGACAACUGCAGUCAGCUGUUAUACGGGAUCUUGCAGUAACAUCGAGUGGACAUAUUGUGGCAACGAAUUGGAUCGCGACAACACGGAUAUAUGACAGUGAUUAUGGUCUCAUCAAAGAUAUCGACAGACAAUUCGAUCAUGUUACAGUUACAAGUGAUGGCCAACUAGCAUUCACUAAUUCGUUGAAGUUCAUCAACUUUUAUACAGCAGACGGUACCUAUAUGCGUACAAUAAAAGUUAACAUGUCUGCAGCGCAUCUACGUGGUAUUACUUCACUAUCUACCGGUCAGUUUGUUGUAUGCGAUUUGGAAACACGGACCAUAUAUAUUGUGGACCAAUUAACCGGAGAUGCAACACCAUUUUCUGCUUUUGGUACGUUUAGGGAUCCGUACUAUGUAACUACUAACAGCAAGGGCGAUAUCAUAGUUAGCGAGAGCGCCGACGGUUUUAUAAAAGGAUUAGAUCGAGCUGGCAACGAAAUAUUCACUUACGCAAAACCCGGCCGUAUAUAUGGAAAGAAGUUGUUCGAUCCCGAUGGUGUCUGUACAGAUACGAUGGACUACAUAGUGGUAGCUAGCUCCAGCAACCACAGGGUUGACCUGUUAACCCCUGAAGGAUACGGAAGUGACGUCAUAAUGUAUUGCGAUUGGAUUAAACAACACUUCCUCAAUAGAUAG